Messenger RNA from Cordyceps militaris CM01, 843 nucleotides. RefSeq names its product TIM-barrel signal transduction protein, predicted. The record is from RefSeq and is a predicted model, not a curated record. Bases 1 to 843 code for a protein of 280 amino acids. The transcript is spliced from 2 exons. NCBI's taxonomy places the organism in Eukaryota, Fungi, Ascomycota, Sordariomycetes, Hypocreales, Cordycipitaceae. Gene Ontology annotation, molecular function: catalytic activity.
AUGGCGCCUCCGACGAAACGACGCGAGAUCCUGGCCAACCUGCGGGCGCAAAUCGAUCAAGGCAAGCCCAUUGUCGGCGCUGGCGCUGGCAUUGGUCUCUCGGCCAAGUUCAUCGAGGCUGGCGGCGGCGAUUUAAUCAUUAUUUACAACAGCGGCCGCUUCCGCAUGGCCGGUCGCGGCUCACUCUCGGGGCUGAUGCCGUACGGCAACGCCAACGAUGUUGUCCUGGACAUGGCCAAGGAGGUUCUCCCCGUCGUCAGCCAUACGCCUGUGAUUGCUGGCGUCUGCGGCACAGAUCCCUUCCUCAACACCAACCACUUCCUGAACCAGCUGCGGGAGCUCGGCUUCGCGGGCGUGCAAAACUUCCCCACCGUCGGCCUCAUUGACGGCCAGUUCCGCGCCAACCUGGAGGAGACGGGCAUGUCGUAUGACCUGGAGGUGGACAUGAUACGCGCCGCCCACGAAAUGGAUCUCCUCACGACGCCGUACGUCUUCAACGUCGACGAGGCGCAGAAGAUGGCGACAGCCGGUGCCGACAUACUCGUCGCCCACAUGGGUCUGACGACCAGCGGCUCCAUUGGCGCCGCGUCCGGCAAGACGCUGGACGAGAGUGUCAGGCUCAUCCAGCAGAUUCGGGACGCGGCCAUUGCUAUCCGCCCAGACAUCCUGGUGCUCUGCCAUGGCGGGCCGAUUGCGGCCCCGGAGGAUGCUGCCUACGUGCUGGGCAGGACCAAGGGCGUGCAUGGCUUCUACGGUGCCAGCUCCAUGGAGCGAUUGCCUGUAGAAGAGGCUAUUACAAACAUAACAAAAAGCUUCAAGAGUCUGAGACCAAGUACCUCAUAG